AAGACCAUUUCUUGGACGACAAUUAAGAGAGAUCAAAGCAAAAUGACGAUGGUCCAGCUAUAUAGUACACUUAUACUAUCUCCUCCCUCCUCUACUGGACGAAUCCUAAAUGUACGGCCGUCUGAGUUCAGUAAAGAUUAAAGAGUGGUUGGAUUGGAUGAUGGAGUCAACAGAAGUGAAUGGGAUACUAAGAUGGAUAGAGCGCUCAAAACUAAGUCAAUUCAGGAAAGAAGUAUUGUAUGUUGUUAUGGUUGCGCUUGUAUACCAGGUAUGGAGAUCGAGGAACGGCCUGCUGUGGAAUUCAAAGGUGCCGAAAGAGACACAAGUGACCUACCUGACUAAAGAAGAAGUUAAGAGAAGAAUCAUCCAUGUUUGGCCUAAAAAUGUCUCUACAGGUGAUAAAGAAUGGUUUUCAAAUAUUGUAAAGUUAUAGGAGCACAAAAUAUAAUAGAAAGGCUUAUAGAGAAAUAUUGUAUAGCUAGAAAAAAUAUAUAUAGGUCUUCAAAUUGGAGAUGGUAUUACGAUGUAAAAGAGAUAUUUAGAGUAAUGCAUUACACUGAUUUACCAAAAAAAAAGAAUAAUAGAAAAAUAAAUAACAAAAAUCAGAAAAUUAAAUAAAUUAUUAUACGAUAGAGAAUAUAUAUAAAUUAUACAUAUAUCUUAAAGAUUAUGCAUCCUCGAUAAAAUUUUACAUAUAUCUAAAAGAUUACGCAAACAUAAUAUUCAUCAUAUAAUUAACUGAAAUAUAAUAAAACAGAUGAAUAUAUAUUCAUAUGUAACGCCCUAAUACGUACUAAGGGACGCUACCGUAAUUUUUCAACCGAAGUGCUAUCUUUGCUAAUCAAAGUAUUUUCUUGAAAAUCGUGUCAAAUUAAAACAUUUAGAAUUAACUAUGAAACUUUAUAAACUUUAUACAAACAUUUACAAGUGUCGGGAUUCCGUUGUUAAACUUUUUACAAAAUAGUCCAAAUACAAAAGUCAGGUCGUACAAUGACUACAAAAUGAAAACCCCAGAUGUCCCGAGACCGAACACUCCAGGUCGCGCUGCCAUGACAUGGAUAACCUCAUCCUAGCU
Molecule: messenger RNA, 1075 nt
Organism: Cannabis sativa
Lineage: Eukaryota; Viridiplantae; Streptophyta; Magnoliopsida; Rosales; Cannabaceae
Exons: 2
Coding region: 110-433 (107 amino acids)
Source: RefSeq, a predicted model, not a curated record